AUGGUUACCGAGAGCACUUUAUGGAAAAAGGUCCAGUCAUUUACUGGACCUGUUCCUCGGGCAAGGCACGGACACCGGGCAGCAGCAAUACGGGAACUAAUAGUUAUAUUUGGAGGGGGAAACGAGGGUAUAGCGGAGGACUUGCAUGUUUACAACACUGUGUCCAGACAGUGGUUUCUUCCAGCAGUGAGAGGAGAUAUUCCCCCUGGUUGUGCUGCUCAUGGUUUUGCCUGUGAGGGAACACGCAUCUUAGUAUUUGGAGGAAUGGUUGAAUUUGGAAAAUACAGUAACAGCCUUUAUGAACUGCAGGCUAGCCGUUGGCUGUGGAAGAAGCUGAAGCCGCGCCCACCAAAAAAUGCCUCACCCCCAUGUCCUCGCCUUGGACACAGCUUCACUCUACAUGGCAACAAAUGCUACUUGUUUGGAGGGUUGGCCAAUGACAGUGAAGACCCAAAUGGCAACGUGCCAAGGUAUUUGGAUGAUUUCUAUGAGCUAGAGCUACAAACCCAGUCUGGGGUGAAGAGCUGGAACAUUCCAGAAACAAAAGGUGGGGGCCCGUCGGCCCGGGAGUCCCAUACCUCGGUGGUGUACAGCAGUAAGACUGGUGGUGCACCCAGACUUUACAUCUAUGGAGGCAUGUGUGGACAAAGACUGGCAGACCUGUGGCAGCUGGACAUUGAAACGAUGACCUGGUCCAGACCUCAAACCACAGGACCUUCUCCACUACCUAGAAGCAUGCAUUCUGCCAAUGUGAUUGGAAACAAGAUGUAUGUGUUUGGUGGCUGGGUCCCAGUCAUGGAGACAGAGAACAAACCCAAUGCACUAGGGGUGGAAUGGAUCUGCUCUAACUCACUUUCAGUGCUAAACCUUGACACCAUGACCUGGCAGUGUAUCAGUCCAGAGCAGCAGCAGCAGGACUCAGACCCUGGAGAAGAAGAGAGCAGUGCCAGUAGACCCCGGGCAAGAGCAGGGCACUGUGGCACGACCAUAGGCUCCCGUCUCUACAUCUGGAGCGGGCGAGAUGGUCACAGGAAGAGCUGGAACUACCAGGUGUGCUGCAAGGACCUUUGGUACCUCGAAACAGAGAAGCCCUCCACUCCUGCUGCUGUGUUGUUGGUGAAGUCCACCAUCAGCAUGCUACACGUUGCCUGGCGACCACUACCUGCUGCUGACUGUUACUUGCUCCAGCUGCAGCCUGUAACUGCUCCACACAGUUCACCCAGUGGAACAUCCGCUUCACUAACCACAUCCAUGCCACCACCCAGCACGGGUGCAGAAAAGAAACAUUCCCUGCACGUCAAAGACUUACAGCUGGCCCAUGACCUUGGUGUGAAAGGACGGGCCCAUCGUGGAGGGGAUGGGAGCCCUUCAUCCCAGGUGGUGUCUGAAGGCCCAGAGGUGGUAUGUGAGAGUGGGACACUAACACACAUACAGUCCCCAGUCACAGAGAAAAGAAAUGGAUGUGAGACCGUACCUAUGGCGGACACGGCCUCCUCCAAACAGCCCUUGUCUACGGUACCGGGCCAGGCCUAUGACUCUAAGGUGAGCUCGUUGCCAAAGGAAACCAGUGAUCACCAACACAGUGCAUCUCAACAACAGCGAGACCAAGGCAUGGCAUCCACCUCUUGUCUACAGAGUGAGAGCUCAGAGAACUCCACGUGGUUUGAUGUCGGUGUGUUCAAAACUCUCUUCUCUGAGGUCACACACUACUUCCUACCCUCAGAGAACGGUGACCUGGGGACAGCUCUCAUCCUACAAACUUCUGACGUCAACGCUGAGUGGAAACUCCCAAAGUCUAAUUGUUUUGAGGGUCGAGAGAAGGAGGAGCUGGCACCUGGGGUCACUUACAGGUUCCGGGUAGCAGGUCUGAAUAGCUGUGGGAUGGGAGAUUUCAGUCCAGUGAGUGAGUUUAAGACUUGUCAACCUGGAUUUCCUGGAGCACCCUCUGCUGUCAAAAUCACUAAGGCAACAGACUCUGUGCACAUUACAUGGGAAUCUCCCUCUUCUCCCUCGGGGAAGAUUCUAGAAUACUCCAUGUACCUAGCCGUGAGGAAGAGUCGGGGGAACAGUUCUGAGAGGCCGGGGGAGCCAGCAUUUAUCCGCAUUUACCGUGGCACUAAGACUUCCUGUACAGUCAGCUCCGCCCACCUCGGCAACGCCCACAUCGACUGCUCGGCUCGACCUGCCAUCGUGUUCCGCAUUGCAGCCAAGAACGAACAGGGGUACGGCCCUGCCACUCAGAUACGCUGGUUACAAGAUGCGAGCAAACUUAAGACUUCAUCACAACCAGAGUCCAGCUCUCCAGGGGCAGCAGAGUCAGACAACUUAAAAAGCUUCUAAUGGAGACUACGAGGAGUUCCUGUCUAGUUUUUUUAGGAGAUAGCAUUU
Molecule: messenger RNA, 2388 nt
Organism: Chanos chanos (milkfish)
Lineage: Eukaryota; Metazoa; Chordata; Actinopteri; Gonorynchiformes; Chanidae
Gene: hcfc2
Product: host cell factor C2
Exons: 17
Coding region: 1-2340 (779 amino acids)
Biological process (GO): regulation of DNA-templated transcription; chromatin remodeling
Cellular component (GO): histone methyltransferase complex
Molecular function (GO): protein binding; transcription coactivator activity
Source: RefSeq, a predicted model, not a curated record